AUGGGACAAUUAUCUCAGGUGCACCAUGAGCAUUCUGCAGCUUCAUUCAAGCAUGCAGAGGAGACUUCACCUCUCAGUGCAGAUAUUGUCUCCCAAUAUGCAUGUCAAAGGAGGACAACUUUAAACAAUUACAACAAAAAAUUCACGGAUGCCUUUGAAAUACUGGCUGAAAACGAUGAGUUCAGAGAGAAUGAGGGCCCUUGCCUUUCAUUUAGGAGAGCAGCUUCUGUGUUGAAGUUUCUUCAGUUUGCUAUAGCUAGAAUAAACGAUAUUGAAGGACUGCCUUGGAUGGGAGAACAAGUCAAAAAGGUCAUUGAGGAUAUACUAGAAGAAGGCGAGAGUGCUAGAGUGAAAGCUGUCCUAAACAGUGAAUACUACAGAUCAUUUAAGCUCUUCACCUCUGUUUUUGGAGUGGGACUAAAGACAUCUGGAAAGUGGUUCAGGAUGGGUUUGCGGACUCUGGAAGAUGUGAAGUGUGACAAGAAUGUGCAAUUUACGAGAAUGCAAAAAGCAGGGUUACUACAUUAUGAAGAUCUUAUUAGCUGUGUUUUGAAGGCAGAAGCAGAUUUGAUAUACCUGAUUGUUAAGGACACCGUAUGGAAAUUUUGCCCCGGUGCUUUAGUUACUUUGACUGGUGGUUUCCGAAGAGGCAAGAAGGUGGGCCACGAUGUUGACUUUCUCAUUACUGUGCCAGGAUCAAGACCAGAAGAAGAAUUGUUGCAUCUAGUGAUUGACUACUGGAAAAAGCAGGGAUUGCUCUUAUACUAUGAGCUUAUUGAAUCAACAUUUGAAAAGACAAAGCUGCCAAGCCAAAAAGUUGAUGCUUUUGAUCAUUUUCAGAAAUGCUUUGCUAUUUUAAAAUUGCACAAGGAAAGAAUGGAUGAGGGCACUACACUUACCUCCAUGGCUUGUGCUAUGAAAGAAAUGAAAGACUGGAAAGCAAUUCGGGUUGAUCUGGUUGUAAGCCCUUCUGAACAACAUGCAUUUGCUCUGUUGGGAUGGACAGGAUCAAGGCAAUUUGAACGUGAUCUACGGAGAUAUGCCACCCAUGAAAAGAAAAUGAGGCUGGAUAAUCAUGCUUUAUAUGAUAAAACGAAGAACAUUUUUCUCAGCGCUGCAAGUGAAGAAGAAAUUUUUGCCCACCUUGGCUUGGAUUACCUUGAACCAUGGGAAAGAAAUGCAUAGAGAGACUUGCUAAUAUGAUUUUAUGAAUUUUCAUCUUUUUUCUUUAAAAAAAUCUCCUUUAUUAUUGACUUACAUUUCCAGAAAAGGUGACCUCAGUUAUUUAGGAAGGCAAAUGUUAAAUAUACAUAGAUAUUCACUGUAGGUGUGAGUUUUCUCUGAAUAGUUCAGGAAGGAGGAUUAAUUUAAUUCAUCUGAACUGUUAUAUUUGGUAAUCAAAACAGAUUUUUCCAUUGCCCUGGCUUUAUGCUACUGAGUCAAGAGCUUUCCAAGCUUCCUGUCUCAACCACUAUUGUUGUUUGUUUUCAUUCAUAGAAUAAUAGAGUCUUAGAGUUGAAAGGGACCACAAGGGCCAUCUA
Molecule: messenger RNA, 1541 nt
Organism: Sceloporus undulatus (fence lizard)
Lineage: Eukaryota; Metazoa; Chordata; Lepidosauria; Squamata; Phrynosomatidae
Gene: DNTT
Product: DNA nucleotidylexotransferase
Exons: 10
Coding region: 1-1185 (394 amino acids)
Biological process (GO): double-strand break repair via nonhomologous end joining
Cellular component (GO): nucleus
Molecular function (GO): DNA nucleotidylexotransferase activity; DNA binding; DNA-directed DNA polymerase activity
Source: RefSeq, a predicted model, not a curated record